UUUUGCUUCCCUUUUGCUUCCCUUUCUUUGAGUUUAAACCUUUGCUACAAAAUUAUUACGAAAUUAUGUAUUUUAGAUUCGAAUGAAAACAAUGUUUGUUUGCAAAUAGAAAAAUAGAUGGUCAAAGAUUUUUCUAAUAAUAAUAAUCUAUUAAUGCCAUUUACCAUUUGAGGUCGGAGUAAGACAACGUAAUACUACUUGAAAAUAUCUCGCUAGAUUCUCGAAUAACAAAGCUCUUUAUUUUCUCUCUCGUUGAAAGUCUAUCCUAAGUCUCGCGAUAGAUACCACUACUUAUGACGAUGCUUCAAAUAUGAUCGAAACUUAGAUGGUUUCUAAACGAGGAAGAGACAGUUUCAACAAUUUAUUCAAAGAGAUUUAAUGGACCUUUGUAUUUUAGUUAAUGGCAUCAUUUUCGGAGGAAAUUGUCAAGUAUCGUUUAGGGAUUAUUAUCUUAGAAAAGUUUUCGAGGAUAUCGAAAAUGACUGGCUGAAAAUAUAAAGAAAGUAAGAGAAAUAAUGGAAAACGAAGUAUGAAAUUUUUAGAUUGGAUGGAAGAUUAAACUUGAUAAGAUUUUUCUCCAAGGUAUAUGCCAUUUCGAUAAGCCAAUAUUUCACUUUGUUUCUCUCUCUCCCUCUCUCUCUCUCUCUCUCUCUCUCUCUCUCUCUCUAUCUUUCUAUUUCUAUUUUUACUUUGAUCUCUUUAUUUCUCUAUUUCCUGAAACCUUCAAUACGAACAUUCCAUUCCAAGCGUUUCCAUAUUCGAUAAAUGUAUUUUAUCCUUUGUGAUUUAUGAACGUAAUUAGUGAAUAAGAAGAAAGGAAAUAGAGGAGAAGAUACAAAUGUGCUUCAGAAAAUCCACCUAUUUCCGAUAAUUUAUCUUCUUUUAUGGUACGAAAAGCAACGAAAUGUUAUUCUAGUAUUCUGGACAAAUCUAAGAAAGAAAAGAACUGUAAGAAAAGGUGAAAGGGUGACAACGACAAAGAACAAGAAAAAUGUAGAAGGAAUUGUUAGUUGUUUGCGUGUAUCAGGAAUUCAAGCCGCACGUUGACAUUUGGGAGAAAUUCACAUCAUAAUGGCAAGUAGAAUACGCUUAACAUCAUGAAGAUUAACGAAACUGUGAAAGAUUAUUCGUUGAGUACUAUAGAAGGGAGUGAAUACCUCAACAUAUCUCGGAAUGAUUCGAUAUGUGAUGAAUUCAUCAGCAAGGACCUUAUCCUCUCGUCGAAAUGGUUUCAAGCAACCAUAUAUUUUCUCUACUUUACGAUUUUCAUAGUUGCUCUAAUAGGAAAUGGAUUGGUCUGUUACGUCGUUUGCAGUAGUCCAAGGAUGCAUACGGUCACCAAUUACUUCAUCGUUAAUCUGGCGAUCAGUGACAUCUUGAUAUCAGUUUUCUGUAUCCCAACAACCUUUGUCAGUAUUUUAAUUCUUCAAUAUUGGUCCUUUGGUUGGACGCUCUGUCCAAUCGUUAAUUAUUCACAGGCUGUUUCCGUGCUGGUAAGCGCAUACACUUUAAUCGCAAUCAGCAUAGAUCGUUACAUUGCUAUAAUGUGGCCAUUUAAACCACGCAUGAGUAAAAAGCAAGCAACGUUCUUGAUACUGGGUGUCUGGUUACUAGCAUUGACGGUCUCUUUUCCGAUCGCCGUGGUAUCGGAACUUGUGCAACCUGUGAAUGGAACAGAUCGUUACGUACAAUGCAAUAGAUUCAUCUGCAAAGAAAACUGGACGUCGGAAAGGAACAGAUACUAUUAUACAAUCUCCCUAUUGGUAGUACAGUAUUUGGUGCCACUGAUGGUGCUUUUAUUCACUUAUACUAGCAUCGCCAUAAUCGUAUGGGGUAAAAGACCACCAGGGGAAGCUGAGAAUACGAGGGAUCAAAGAAUGGCACGCUCGAAAAGAAAGAUGGUGAAAAUGAUGAUUACCGUGGUAUUAGUCUUCACCAUGUGUUGGUUACCUUUCAACGUUUUCCACAUAGCGUUAGACUUUGACAAAAGUCUCUACAACUGGUCGGGUCUUCCUUUCGUAUGGGCAGCCCUUCAUUGGCUUUCAAUGUCACAUUCCUGUUACAACCCAGUGAUUUAUUGUUGGAUGAACGUCAGAUUUCGUACGGGCUUCAUUGCUGCAUUCGGACGUUUACCAUAUUUGCGUAAAUUCGUAUUUAAUCGAGGAAAUCAUAGAUACAAUACCAGUGUGGUCGGUAUGCCUAUGACAGAUCUCGAAGGAUCCGGUCAAUUCGUAUUACAGCGAAAAAAUACGUGCACAACUUACGUCAGUGUAAGACACAAAACCAAUGGCAGUCAAGGAAUACCUGCGAGAAAUACCACCUUACAAACAACGAAUCUUUGCGAGCGAACAUCCUACAAUCUCAACAAGUCAUAAAACUCCAUUCCCAUUUGGAGGAACAGAUAUAAAAAAGAAACAACAAGAAAAGAAAAGAAAAAAGAAUAAGAUAAAAAAAAAACUUUCUUUCAAAGUUUGAAUGCUUUAGGCAGGAAACAAAAGGUUUGCCAGGAAAUAUGAAUUUGUGUAAUCGAGUAACUAGUCACAAAGUCUCUUUCUUUUUUAUAUGUACUUUCCCUUGCAUAUUUUAGAGAAAACAAUCGAAAGAUUAACAUUAUUUUCGAUUGUACCUUCUAAGAAAAUUUCGUUUCAAUUAUUUGACGACAUGCUAAUUGAUUAAAAAAGAAAAUGAGAUCGCUUCGAGUGUUUGCUCUUACGUAUCAAGUUCCUUCUUGUAAAUAUAUAUGUCUAUUUUCAUAUAUCGAAAAAAUUAAGCGAAUAAUAUUUGUAGGAAUUAUCAUUUAAGUAAAUUCUUUUUCUCAUGUUUUUUCUUAACAUUUUCGAAUUACGCAAAAACACGAUAUAAAAUGAUA
Messenger RNA from Polistes canadensis, 2869 nucleotides. RefSeq names its product neuropeptide Y receptor. The record is from RefSeq and is a predicted model, not a curated record. Gene Ontology annotation, cellular component: plasma membrane; neuron projection. Bases 1098 to 2375 code for a protein of 425 amino acids. The transcript has 7 exons. Lineage: Eukaryota; Metazoa; Arthropoda; Insecta; Hymenoptera; Vespidae. Gene Ontology annotation, biological process: neuropeptide signaling pathway. Gene Ontology annotation, molecular function: neuropeptide binding; neuropeptide Y receptor activity.